AUGGAUAGUAAAAAAUAUGGAUCGUCUGGGAGACCAAUCUCGUGGGCUGGACGUAACCAGUUUUCAGUGCCAAAAUGGAUAAAAAAUCCCGAUCCAGCCGACAUCAAAUCGACACUCCUAGACAUGUAUCAUGACUCCGAAGUCGAUGUCAAACCUUUGGCCAGUGGUUUCAAUCGGGUUUACGAAGUAGAAUGGCCGAAAAGGAAAGCAGCUUCAAAGGCUAUCAUGCGAGUAAUGCUGCCAGUUGAACCUCAUGACAAGACAGAGUCCGAGAUUGUCACCAUGCAAACCGUACAACGAAUAUCAAGCUUAUAUAUUCCGAAAGUCAUUAAUUCGGACUCACAUCCUAACAACCCAAUCGGGUACGAAUGGAUAUUAUUGGAAUAUAUCGAAGGUACACCUCUCCCCUUCGUGGCGGGGAUGGAGGAGAUCGACUGGAUCUUGAUGUCCGAACGGAGCCAAAAUGCACUGAUAUGGCAUUUGACCAGGUUUUAUCGCGCGAUGUUUGAACAUCGGCUCACGUACAUCGGCAACCUCUGGCCAGGAACUACAGCAGAGUCAACCAAGUUAGGGAACCUCAUCUCACCAGAUUUCUAUUGGGCAGACCACACUAGCUGUGUGGUCGACAAGGGUCCAUUUCGUAACAGUCAUCAGUGGCUCAGUGCACGUCUCAAGAUAAAGUCUCGGGUCUGUCAAGACACGACGAGCACAUAUCCAACUUUCGCACACCGAACCGAGCACAUCAUCAAGCGUCUCCGAAGAUUGUUGGAAGACCUCUUCGACCCAUAUAUAGUAGAAGACACCAUCCUCACCAACUAUGAUCUUAGCGCUGACAAUGUCAUAAUAUCUGAAGAGGAUGAUGAAGCGUUCCUUCAAGGAAAAGCACGACGUCAGAAGCCUCACAAGAGAGACUACCAAGAUGACAAUGACGAUUGGCUCCCCGGGGGUGAAGAAGACCACGAUAAACAUAUAUUGCAAUACGAACGCACCAGGCUCCAGAAUUUCUUCGUCCAGGAGAUGUUGCGUCUUUGUCCCGAGUGGGUAAGGGUGUAUGCCUCUCCCAUGUCACGUCUACAGAAGGACUUUGACCUUGCUGUGGGAUCUUGCGAUGAUGUGGUCACUCAACCCUUGAUUAAGAAAUGGCUUGAUACCAUAGAGUCAGGUGUAGAGAAUCUUCGGCUUCAGAAUCUUGACAACCGCCGUCGACCGUGUGUUUCCAAUCUGGGACUUGCUAUACGUAGUCUUCAGGACCGCAUAUACGAUAAUACCAACACUUCCGACACCGUAAAACGCCCUAUCGUAGGACGGGAAUCGUGAAUUUGGAAUUCGAUACGAUGAAAGGAAUAAAGAGGAAAGAAAAGAAAAUCGCCAGUCGAGAUGUCUCUAUGCGAUAUUACCCCAUUCAGCAACCACUUCACCAUAUCUUACCAUUCUUUUUUCUUCGAGGGUUAUGAUAGUCA
This is a messenger RNA of Hypoxylon fragiforme, 1460 nucleotides long. RefSeq lists its product as uncharacterized. Gene Ontology annotation, cellular component: mitochondrion. Bases 1 to 1317 code for a protein of 438 amino acids. The transcript has 2 exons. The record is from RefSeq and is a predicted model, not a curated record. NCBI's taxonomy places the organism in Eukaryota, Fungi, Ascomycota, Sordariomycetes, Xylariales, Hypoxylaceae.